Messenger RNA from Echinostoma caproni, 513 nucleotides. The record is from the annotation of a GenBank genome assembly. NCBI's taxonomy places the organism in Eukaryota, Metazoa, Platyhelminthes, Trematoda, Plagiorchiida, Echinostomatidae.
AUGACAUAUCGUGUGCUGUCAAUUCAAAGUCACGUUGUUCAUGGAUACGUUGGAAAUCGUAGCGCUGUCUUCCCUUUACAAGUUUUGGGCAUUGAUGUAGAUUUUAUAAACUCCGUGCAGUUUUCUAACCACACCGGAUAUAAAACAGUCAAAGGUCAAGUUUUGAAUGCAGAAGACCUGAAGGCUGUCUAUCUAGGGCUCAAAGCAAAUGGAUUACAUCAUUACACUCACAUAAUAACCGGCUACGUGGGAUCCGCAUGCUUUCUUGAGACCGUAGCUGAAAUAGUAAGAGACUUAAAAACUGAGAACUCCAAAGUUAAAUAUUAUUGCGAUCCCGUUUUGGGAGAUUCGGGUGAGCUGUACGUCCCCGCGGAAUUGAUACCGAUUUACAAAGAAAAACUGCUGCCUUUAGCGGAUGUUAUUUUACCCAAUCAGUUUGAGCAGUUUCGGUCGAAAAUGGCUUGGUUUCCGACGUGUUGGUCUUUAGUCCAGUGGUCUGAGCAAGCUGAUUAA